This is a messenger RNA of Ustilaginoidea virens, 3027 nucleotides long. RefSeq lists its product as uncharacterized. Gene Ontology annotation, biological process: carboxylic acid metabolic process. Gene Ontology annotation, molecular function: pyridoxal phosphate binding; carbon-carbon lyase activity. Bases 1 to 3027 code for a protein of 1008 amino acids. Lineage: Eukaryota; Fungi; Ascomycota; Sordariomycetes; Hypocreales; Clavicipitaceae. The record is from RefSeq and is a predicted model, not a curated record. The transcript has 7 exons.
AUGGUAAACAUGUCUCAACAAGAUCCAGGGCAGUACAGCCCCGUCGACGCAUUCUUCAUCGGCCCAAAGGCCUCGAACCUGCCCGACUUCAGAGCAAACAUCAACACCAUCCUCGAUGAACUUCUAGAGGCCAGAUUGAACUACUUCCCCGAAGAUGGAAAAUUCAUCUCCAGCGAAGUCCGGCGCUCUGAGGAGUUCCAAAAAGUCCGGGACAAGUUCAGCCGCGCGGUGCGCAAGGCCGCUCAGCUUCUGGGGGAGCACUCGGCGCCCUUCUGGUCGCCGCGGUACGAAGCCCACAUGUGCACCGACCUCACCAUGCCCUCCUUGCUGGGCUACUUCAUGACCAUGCUGUACAACCCCAACAAUGUCGCGCUGGAGGCCAGCCCCAUCACCACCUUGGUGGAGCUCAAGGUCGGCAAGCAGCUGUGCAACCUGUUCGGAUACAACUGCGAGGUGACCAACUCGCCCGACAUUCCCGUAGGAUGGGGCCACAUCACCUGCGACGGCACGGUCGCGAACCUUGAGUCUAUCUGGGUCGCCCGUAACCUCAAGUUCUACCCGCUUGCCGUGGCCCAAGCCAUGCGCCACGGCGGCCUCAAGUUCAUAGCCGGAAAAUUCAAGGUUGAGCCGUGCAAGCUUGGCUCCGAGGAGAAACUGUUCAGCGAACUUACCACGUGGGAGCUCCUCAAUCUCCGACCCGAAACCGUCCUGGGCCUUCCGGAGAAGCUCAACAGCGAGUUUGGAAUCUCGGGCACAUAUCUGCAGGACACGCUGCAAGAGUACAACAUCCAAACGGUGGGCCGCAGACCGUUGGAGGACGAGUUCAAGAUUGAAAAGGAGGGCAAGUAUCUCAUUGGCACGAGCCGGCAUUACUCUUGGCCAAAAACCGCAGCAAUUGCUGGCCUGGGCUCGGGAAACAUCAUUGGAAUUCCCGUCGAUAAUGCUGCUCGCGUUGAUAUCAAGGUGCUGGAGGAAAAGUUGCUCGAGUGUGUCAAGUCGGAUACGGCUGUAUAUGCCGUGGUGGCCGUGGUUGGCUCAACUGAAGAGGGCGCUGUCGACAGGCUUACCGAGAUUAUAAAGUUGCGUAACAAGUUUCGGGAUGAACACGGCCUUUCGUUUCUUGUCCACGCUGAUGCCGCGUGGGGGGGUUACUUUGCCACCAUGUUGCACCGACACGACGACAAGCCGGUAAAGUGCAAGUUGGGGCAUCACGACGUCUCCGAGCCAGCGGAUGAUGAAAGCCCUGGUCGGGAGCUGGUUCCGGCCCUGGUGCUGAAGGAAUCCACUGAGGAGGACCUCUUGGCUCUUGGAGACGCCGACUCCAUCACGGUCGAUCCGCACAAGGCAGGGUAUAUCCCGUAUCCUGCUGGAAGUCUGGUCUACCGUGACGGCAGGAUGAGGCACUUGGUGACAUGGUCAAGCCCAUAUUUGUCCCAAGGAUCCGCCGAAAACAUCGGCAUCUACGGGGUUGAAGGCAGCAAACCCGGGGCAGCAGCCAUGUCGACGUGGUUCUCCAACCAAACCAUUGGCCUCAAUCCGAGAGGCUAUGGCAGGCUCCUCGGCGAAGCAGCCUUUACAAGCGGCAGGAUUUCCGCCUACUACGCCACAAUGGACAACGACUACUUCACAUGCGUCCCCUUCAACAUGCUACCAGCUGAAGAGGACGGCUCCAAGUUGUUUGACUCCCCGGAAGUCCUCAAGCAGAGGCAGUGGAUUCGAUCCAAUAUUCUCCACAAAACCAACGAGCAGAUCAUCAAGUCGCCUCAAGCCAUGGACAUGAUUCGCAAACUAGGCUCCGACUCAAACAUCAACGCCUUUGCCAUCAACUGGAAGUACCGGGACCAGACCCUGAACAAGGACCUCGACGAAGCAAACUACCUCAUGAAGAGAGUCGUCGACAGACUAUCAAUCACAUCAGCCAACACGGAUCCCACCAAGAUUCCCAUGUUUCUGACCUCUACCAAGUUCGCCCCUGAGGACUACGGCGAGUGCGCCCAGACCUUCAUGCAGAGGCUCGGUCUGGACAAGUGCCAGCAAAGCCUGUUUGUGCUCCGCAAUGUGGUCAUGAGCCCAUUUCCCACGCAGAUGGACUUCCUGCAGAAGCUCAUGACCAAGUUUGAGCAAGUCGUCAGAGAAGAAGUCGAGGUGCUUCGGGAACGAAAUACCCCCGGUUACGAAAUAGAGUUUCUUGUGCAAGCGCCGCGGAAGCUGGAAGCUGCCGAGGUGUAUCUGGUGUUUCAAACCUCGUUCCAUAGUGCCACCCGUCGGCAGCAGCUCAUCGUCUCUGCCACCAUGGACAGCACCCUGACCAAAUAUUACAACCGUCUCGUUGAAAACGACGCCUCGGAUGCUGUUUUCAUCAGAUCGACUAGCCAGCGGGAUGUUCAAGAGGAUGAGAACUCCCUCCGCCAAGGCAAGACGAUUAAACUGCAGGUGGCCAUGUAUCGAGGUAGUUAUGAAUCCGAUACCCAGAUUGGCCAGGUAACUCUGAAAUCCGUCAUAAAGAGUCGACCGCUCAACACGGCCAACCAAGACCAGGUCUACCCAUCCGACUAUGUCCCCUUCUACCUGUACGGCGCAGGAGAACAGAAGCACAUUACUCACAUGCUGGUCAGGAGCCCCAAUAUAGCUCUCUGCGGCAGCAAUGUUUCAUUUUCUGCCCCGCUGCCCGAAGAAGUUUCCAAGAUGCUGCCCAAAGGCUUGAUUCUCACUCUGUCAGAGAUCCCCGAGGCAUCCAAGCAGCCUUUGCCCGUGGUGAACAAUCUUCUUCCCAAGAACUUCUUCUUUGGUCCGAGGAAAUCGUUCCAGGUGGACAUUUGGGAAGACCCCAACGAGGCGCAGAGCCAGGGGCCGGGGUUGCUGGAUGACUUGACGAACAAGCUAUAUACCGGGACGAUGAAUCUAAGCGAGAUGGUGCUGGUUGACGCACAGGGGCCGAACAAAGAUAAGUUUGUGCGCGUGACUGUGGACCCGGAUUCGUGGCAGAAGGAGUUGGAUGCCAUAGCAGAUGUUUUGAGCGGCUCGUGA